UCCGUUCGGCACGGGCAGCUGCUGCUCUCCAGCGGGCUCCCCUCCUUGGACUGUGUGCUAGGUGGAGGCGUAGCUGUUGGAACCCUUCUUCUAAUUGAGGAAGAUAAAUACAAUCUUUACUCCAAUUUGUUGUUCAAGUGUUUUCUCGCAGAGGGAGUUGUCUGUGGACAUGACUUAUUUGUUGCUUCUGCUAAAGAGCAUCCUGACAACAUCUUAAAGGAACUUCCAGCCCCUUUGCUUGAUGAUAACUACAGAAAUGAACCAGGAGAAGAAACAACAGCUGUUAAGUCUGAAGAUUUUCAAGAUUCUAUGAAAAUAGCCUGGCGCUACCAAAAUUUACCAAAAAUGGAGGCCAGCCCAGCAACAUCUACAAAGUUUGGCCAUUAUUAUGAUGUUUCUAAAAAAAUGUCUCCCGAACUGUUCCGGUCCAUAAAAUGGCACAGUUUUUACCUUCCUGAAAAAUUGUCUUCAGAGCCUAAAAUGAAAGCAGGUAAAAUGAACAGUGCUUACACCAGGCUGCUUCAGUCCAUUCAGCAGAUCAUUUACCAGGAAGGCUUUGAUGGCUCUGAUCCCCAGAAAAAACAAAAGAAUAUUUUGCGGAUUGGAAUUCAGAAUCUGGGCUCCCUGCUGUGGGGUGAUGACAUUUGUAGCAGUGAGACUCCUGAAGAUAUUCACAGCCUUACAAAAUUUCUGUAUGUUCUCCGAGGCCUCCUCAGAAAAUCUCUGUCAGCCUGCAUUAUCACAGUGCCUGCUCACCUUAUCCAGAAUAAAGCAAUUAUGGAACGUGUAACAAACUUGUCAGAUGUGGUAGUUGGUCUUGAAUCAUUUAUUGGCUCUGAGAGAGAAACCAAUCCAUUAUACAAGGAUUACCACGGUUUGGUUCAUGUACAUCAGAUUCCUCGGCUUAAUAGCUUGAUCUGUGAUGUGUCAGACACGAAGGACCUUGCUUUUAGAUUAAAAAGGAAGCUGUUCACCAUUGAGCGACUGCAUUUGCCUCCAGACUUGUCAGACACAGUGAGCCGCACAAGCAAACAGGAUCUGGCAGAAUCCGCCAAACUGCUGAGCUCAGGAUGUGGUGCUAUGGCCAUCGGCAAGAAGCACCUGGACUUCUAG
Molecule: messenger RNA, 1113 nt
Organism: Chaetura pelagica (chimney swift)
Lineage: Eukaryota; Metazoa; Chordata; Aves; Apodiformes; Apodidae
Gene: ELP4
Product: elongator acetyltransferase complex subunit 4
Exons: 10
Biological process (GO): tRNA wobble uridine modification
Cellular component (GO): cytoplasm; transcription elongation factor complex; elongator holoenzyme complex
Source: RefSeq, a predicted model, not a curated record